Messenger RNA from Knipowitschia caucasica, 1143 nucleotides. The record is from the annotation of a GenBank genome assembly. Lineage: Eukaryota; Metazoa; Chordata; Actinopteri; Gobiiformes; Gobiidae.
AUGCUGAACAGCACGCCUGCAGCACAACACCGUCUUCUGCUGCGAAACACGUUCUGCUGCGCAACAGUUGCUGCGAAACACGUCUCAGCAAAACACGUCUGCUGCCGACCACACGUCUGCUGCCGACAAACACAUCUGCUGCGGUCAACACGUCCGCUGCAACAACACGUCCGCUGCAACAAACGCCUUGCUUGCGGACCACACGUCUGCUGCGACAAUACGUUGCUUGCAACAACACGUCUGCUUGCAGCAAAAUGUUUGCAGCAACAACACGGUCUGCUGCAAAACACACGUCGUGUAACAAACGAUCUGCGCAAAACAUGUCAGCUCAGUAGUAAAACGGGCCUGCUGCAAACAGAACGCACUGCACGCAACCACACGGUCUGCUGCGACAACACUUCUGCAUGCGACAACACGUUGCUGCGACAAAAACGCCGUGCUGAGACAACAGGCCUGCUCAACAACAGCCUGCUGCAACAACACAGUCUGCAGCACAACGAGUCUGCUGCAAAACACGUCUGCUGCGAAACACACGGUCUGCUGCGCAACAACACGUCUGCAGCACAACACACGCUGCUGCAACCUACACGCUGCUGCAACAAAACGUCUGUGCGGACAACACGUCUGCUGCCACCGAAGUCUGCUGCAACCAACACGUCUGGCAACAAACACGUCAGCUGCAACAACUCGUCUGAUGCUAAAACACGUCUGCUGCAACAACACUUCUGCAACAAACACAUCUGCUUGCAACAAACGUCAGCAACAAACACCUCUGCUGCAAAUCAAGAACCCGUCUGCAACAACACAUCCUGCUGCAAAAACACGUCUGUCACAAACGUCUGCUGCAACAAACGUUUGCAACACACAUCAGCUGCAAACAACAAGUUGCUGCAACACAACGUCUGCUGCAACACAAACGUCUGCUGCAGACAACCGUCUGCAACAACACAACGGCUGCGACAACCCACCAGUCUGAACACACACAUCUGCCGCAACACAUGUCUGCUGGCAAAAACACGCCUGCUGCAACAGCAGUCUGCUGCAACACGUCUGCUGCAACACAGUCUGCUGCGACAACACGGUCUGCAACAACACAUCUGCAGCGACAACCGUUUCCUGCUGCAACAACACGUCUGCUGCUAA